GCUGCGACUCACAUUCUCCCCAGACCCCGAGGAUGCGGGUUGUUAUGCCCCGAACUCUCCUCCUGCUGCUGUCGGGGGCCCUGGCCGUGACCCAGACCUGGGCGGGUGAGUACGGGUUCGGGAGGAAAGGGACUCUGAGGGGCAGGAGCGAAGAAACAGCCCGGCGGGGAAGCGGAACCCCCGGGGAAGCCGACUGUCCACCGCCCGGACCCAGACCUCCACCGGGGCCUCCCCCCGGGCUCCCCUCCCCCGUCCCUCCCGGACUCCGUCCUGCUCUCCCCUACUCUGGUCCUCCUCCCCCUGCCCUCCCGGCCGACUCCCAUGGGACCCGGGCCCCUCGCGGGGAGGAGGGUCGGGAGGGGUCUCAGCCCCUCCGCGCCCGCAGGCUCCCACUCCUUGAGGUAUUUCCACACCGCGAUGUCCCGGCCCGGCCUCGGGGAACCCCGCUUCAUCGCCGUGGGCUACGUGGACGACACGCAGUUUGUGCGGUUCGACACCGACGCCCCAAAUCCGAGGAUGGAGCCGCGGGCGCCGUGGAUGGAGCAGGUGGGGCCAGAGUAUUGGGACCGGGAGACGCGGAUCGCCAAGGUGCACGCAGAGAUUGCCCGACCGAACCUGCAGACCGCCCUCCGCUACUACAACCAGAGCGAGUCCGUCAGUUGGCCUACGACGGCGCGGAUUACAUCGCCCUGAACGAGGACCUGCGCUCCUGGACCGCGGCGGACACCGCGGCGCAGAUCACACGCCGCAAGUGGGAGGUGGCCGGUGAGGCGGCGCGCUAUAGGAAGUACCUGGAGGACACGUGCUUGGCGGGGCUCCGCAGGUACCUGGAGAUGGGGAAGGAGACGCUGCUGCGUGCAGAGUCUCCCAAAACACACGUGACCCGCCACCGGAUCUCUGACCAUGAGGUGACCCUGAGGUGCUGGGCCUUGGGCUUCUACCCUGCGGAGAUCACCCUGACCUGGCAGCAUGAUGGGCAGGACCACACCCAGGACACAGAGCUUGUGGAGACGAGACCUGCGGGAGAUGGGACCUUCCAGAAGUGGGCGGCUGUGGUGGUGCCUUCUGGAGAGGAGCAGAGAUACACGUGCCAUGUGCAGCACGAGGGGCUGCCCGAGCCCAUCACCUUGAGAUGGGAGCCAUCCUCUCAGCCCUCCAUCCCCAUCCCGGGCAUCAUUGUUGCUGUGGUUGUCCUUGUGGUCAUUGUGGUUGGAGCUGUGAUCUGGAGGAAGAAGUUCUCAGCAGAAAAAGGACCGAGCUACUCUCAUGCUGCACGCAAUGACAGUAUUCAGGGCUCUGAUUCGUCUCUAAUGGCUCCUAAAGUGUGAGACCCGCUGCCCCUCAGGGACUAAUACAGGAUCUGUUCACACUUGGUGCCAUUGAGAUCCCCUGACUUUCUGCGGAUGGUGUCAGAAUGUGUCUGCGUUCCUAUUAGCAUAUUGUGAGGACACAGGAGACUGGCCCCCCCCGCCCUCCAUGACCCCUCCCCGUACUGAUUCGUGUUCCCUUUCUGACCUGCUUUCCUGUUCCAGCUGAGGAAGGGUGGACCAUCUCCAUCCCCGUCUUUUUUUCAUGUUGGACUGAGUACUGAUGCUUUACUUUCCUAUUGAAAAUGAGAAUCCAGAUAUGAAUUUAUGUUUUGUAAUUCUUGGUAUGUGGGCAUGAUGAGGUAAUAAAAGAGAGGAUUUGUAUGGUUGGAACAGAAAAUAAAUGAAAGCACUGA
Lynx canadensis (Canada lynx) is the source of this 1723-nucleotide messenger RNA. Its product is annotated as class I histocompatibility antigen, Gogo-B*0101 alpha chain. Gene Ontology annotation, biological process: antigen processing and presentation of endogenous peptide antigen via MHC class I via ER pathway, TAP-independent; antigen processing and presentation of endogenous peptide antigen via MHC class Ib; immune response. Bases 33 to 1328 code for a protein of 431 amino acids. Gene Ontology annotation, cellular component: external side of plasma membrane. Lineage: Eukaryota; Metazoa; Chordata; Mammalia; Carnivora; Felidae. Gene Ontology annotation, molecular function: peptide antigen binding; signaling receptor binding. The transcript is spliced from 7 exons. The record is from RefSeq and is a predicted model, not a curated record.